Molecule: messenger RNA, 846 nt
Organism: Aspergillus eucalypticola CBS 122712
Lineage: Eukaryota; Fungi; Ascomycota; Eurotiomycetes; Eurotiales; Aspergillaceae
Product: KR-domain-containing protein
Exons: 7
Coding region: 1-846 (281 amino acids)
Biological process (GO): secondary metabolite biosynthetic process; fatty acid biosynthetic process
Molecular function (GO): fatty acid synthase activity
Source: RefSeq, a predicted model, not a curated record
AUGCCUGACAAUUCUAACCAGCUGUCCAGCUCGAUAAUAGAAAGGUCGGUGUCAUUUCACCCGAAUGCAUCCUACCUUCUGGUUGGUGGGCUGGGAGGAUUGGGACGAGCAGUAGGGGCACGUCACCUAGUGUUUCUUUCUCGAAACGCAGGAUUUGCUGAGGACGAUAAGGAGUUUAUAUGCGAGCUCGAGGCUGCAGGGGGUAGUGUGGCAAGCCUUGCGGACCUUCAAAACGCCGGAGUCCUGCAAAUGUCACUGUGCUUGAAAGAUGGCGUCCUUGCCGGAAUGAGCUAUGAGGAUUGCCAGGCAUCAAUGGCCCCCAAGGUCCAGGGUACAUGGAACUUGCACGAGGCGGUCGCAAGGGAAGAUUUGGACUUCUUCGUUCUAUUUAGCUCUGGUUUCUCACGAUACCGUCGCCAGCUUGGUCUGCCAUCCUCAGUCUUGGUGCUAGGAGCCGUUGGCGAAGUCGGCCUGAUCAGCCGACAGCCAAAACUCCUACAGUCAAUGUUGGCACGUGGCUUUUGGAUGAGGAUGAGGUCUGAGGGGCUUGGAGAUAUUUUUGGCCCUCCGAGCAGACCAAAUAUCAUGCUCACAGAAGAAUCUCGCAGCCUUAUUAUACAGGAAACCGUUCGCUUGAUUUCCUCGUCACUCAUCGGAUCGCAGGAUCUCGACGAAGGACAGAAAUGGGGGAUGCCAAUUGAUUCCCUUGCUUCACUCGAAAUCAAGAGCUGGGUGCGGCGGAAUAUGAAUAUCGAUGUUAGUGUGGCUGAGUUUGCUGAAUCGCAAACGGUUGGAGGGCUGGAGCUCAUGACUGCAGAUCGCAUGGUAGCGCAUUACAAGGCUUGA